CGAGACCUGCGCGGACCCCGAGGCGGACGGCGGCUCUCGACUCGGGGAAGCCGAACGCGCUGGCCAUGGCCUCCAACUUUAACGACAUAGUCAAGCAGGGCUACGUGAAAAUCCGCAGCAGGAAGCUGGGGAUUUUCAGGCGUUGCUGGUUGGUUUUUAAGAAGGCGUCUAGUAAAGGACCCAGAAGGCUAGAAAAAUUUCCAGAUGAAAAGGCAGCAUAUUUCAGAAACUUUCAUAAGGUAACUGAACUGCACAACAUCAAAAAUAUAACCAGGCUGCCUCGAGAGACAAAGAAGCAUGCAGUGGCAAUUAUCUUUCAUGAUGAAACGUCAAAGACAUUUGCCUGUGAGUCAGAGUUGGAGGCUGAAGAGUGGUGCAAGCAUCUCUGCAUGGAGUGUCUGGGGACCAGGCUGAAUGACAUCAGCCUCGGGGAGCCUGAUCUCUUGGCAGCAGGAGUGCAGCGGGAACAGAAUGAGCGAUUCAAUGUGUAUCUUAUGCCUACACCAAAUCUGGACAUUUAUGGCGAAUGCACAAUGCAGAUCACUCAUGAGAAUAUCUAUCUCUGGGAUAUCCACAAUGCCAAGGUCAAGCUGGUGAUGUGGCCUCUCAGCUCGCUGAGGAGAUACGGGCGGGACUCCACAUGGUUCACGUUUGAGUCCGGAAGAAUGUGUGACACAGGAGAAGGACUAUUCACUUUUCAAACAAGGGAAGGAGAAAUGAUCUAUCAGAAGGUCCAUUCUGCGACACUGGCCAUAGCUGAGCAACAUGAAAGAUUAAUGCUAGAAAUGGAGCAGAAGCUUCAGACAAGCUUGACUGAACCAAUGACGUUAUCCAAAUCAAUAUCUCUUCCCCGCAGUGCAUACUGGCACCACAUCACUCAGCAGAGCAGCGUUGGAGAAAUCUACAGUUUGCAAAAAGGUCACGGGUUUGGGUCCUCGAAGAUGUCACGUGCACAGACGUUUCCCAGCUACGCCUCGGAGCAGAGCGAAGAGACACAGCCGUCCUUAUCCCAGUCCAGCAGCUACGGCUUCAGCUACAGCUCCAGUCUCAUCCAAUGACAGCCAGAGAGAUGCUGAGACCAGAGAGAGAGUGUGUCCGGACCUGCCUGGGGGCCAUCGCGCCCUCUGCCUCGCGGAGGACCAAUUGCAGGGAACAUUGAAAUGGGUCGGGUCUAUCCCUGCUCCCAGUGGAAGGUUAAAAACUGGAGUUCUGCUUCCCUGAUUGCGUGGCUAAGUCCUUUAUUUAUUGAGUUUCUUGCAGGGGAGUCUAUGUUUUACAAAAAUAGAAUCCAAAUCAUCUGAACAGUCAAUUUAAAUAAAAUCCUUUGAGUCUGACACUAGCAGAAGCCUGGGCCGGGUGAGAAGUCACCGACGCUGGACUGUACCUGGGUGAAGGCGUUGCCCCUGUCCUCCUGGCUCAGUCCUCCCACCUGAGGAGAGGUCUCUCCUUAGACAGAAAGGUGACCCACAACGAGCUCUGUGGCUUGGAGGGUUUCGACAGGGACAAAUCCAGUAAGCUCUACAAAUGGCAUCACAACUUUCCAUAUACAUAAGCCCAGUGACAAGGGAACACGCCCACGAAAUUUAGAACACACUCUUAAGCAGGGCCUUGUA
This is a messenger RNA of Kogia breviceps (pygmy sperm whale), 1613 nucleotides long. RefSeq names its product docking protein 6 (gene DOK6). Gene Ontology annotation, biological process: positive regulation of MAPK cascade; Ras protein signal transduction; cell surface receptor protein tyrosine kinase signaling pathway. The record is from RefSeq and is a predicted model, not a curated record. Gene Ontology annotation, cellular component: cytoplasm. NCBI's taxonomy places the organism in Eukaryota, Metazoa, Chordata, Mammalia, Artiodactyla, Physeteridae.